Molecule: messenger RNA, 636 nt
Organism: Caenorhabditis briggsae
Lineage: Eukaryota; Metazoa; Nematoda; Chromadorea; Rhabditida; Rhabditidae
Exons: 6
Coding region: 1-636 (211 amino acids)
Biological process (GO): phospholipid metabolic process; arachidonate secretion
Molecular function (GO): A2-type glycerophospholipase activity
Source: RefSeq, a predicted model, not a curated record
AUGGACUCCAAUACUACUACUCCCAGUUAUCAAAGAAAAAUAACCAAUGAAGAGCACAAAUUCAACUCUGAAAACUACAUGAACUCGGAUCAGUGGCAGUGUGGAGCUGGGAACACUGAGAAAAUAACGAAGUAUUUUAACUUCUGUUGGGAUAAACUAGCCGAAAUGAACAUGUGCUGUUCAAUCCAUGAUGAUUGCUAUGGAUUAGCAAGAGGAAGAAAAAAAUGUGAUCAGUCGUUUUUCGAUUGCUUGAAAAAAUCUUUGGAAUUUAAAUCCUCUGGAAUGUUGUGCUCGGGGAUAUGGACAAAUACAGCCAAGGCUAGUAUAUGUUUUGCUGGAGUAAUGUUUUAUGGCGAAUCCACCACUUUUUCUUCUUGUGCAUACAACCAUAUGAUCUGUUAUAUGAGACUUCUUCCUGAUCGGAAUCCUCGAAACUAUGAAGAUUGUGUAGAUAAUUUGAUUGUUUGCCUGGAUGAAUCAAGUGAACAUUUGGCUUCAGAGAAUGAAGAGUGUCUCACUCAUGUUGAGAUCACAAUGAAAUCAAUUUCUGAGAAUAGUAAGAUUUCUGGAAUCCCGACUACCAGAGAAGCUGUUGGACCAAAACAUGCAAGUGGUUCUUCUUAUUCCUCUCAAUGA